Messenger RNA from Ogataea philodendri, 3039 nucleotides. RefSeq lists its product as uncharacterized. Gene Ontology annotation, cellular component: cytoplasm; nucleus. Gene Ontology annotation, biological process: nuclear division. The record is from RefSeq and is a predicted model, not a curated record. The transcript has a single exon. Gene Ontology annotation, molecular function: mRNA binding. Lineage: Eukaryota; Fungi; Ascomycota; Pichiomycetes; Pichiales; Pichiaceae. Bases 1 to 3039 code for a protein of 1012 amino acids.
AUGCCGACCCCAGCAGAAUUGCUUGCGCAAAAACACAGUGCAUUUUCCGAGGAGCCAGAGACUCCCAUAGUUUCGGCCACCGAAUCUUCCGCUCCGUCGUCCGCUCCGUCUGAACCUUCGACGCAGGAGUUCGACACCGACGAAGAUUCCGCACCCAACGGAGCCAUGAAGAAGAUCUCCAUUGACGACGAGACGUUUUUCCCGGCCUUGGGCGUGUCUGUUGGAGCCACUCCGGGGAAAUGGGGGCCUUUUCUGUCGAAUGGACGCAAAUCGGGGCCAAUCACCCAGUCGUCUUUUAAGCCGGCAGUCAAGUCAUCCACCACCCAAUUGACGUUCAUUGUGGACGCUGCGGAGCAGCUGCCUGUCUCUAAAAACGAUAUGUUUAAGAUCAUCUCCAAGAUCAAAUCAUCCUACGAUGUGAAGGUUGAGUCAACAUUCUCCGCCGCUACCAACAAAAGAACGUUCCUUUUAUCUGGACCCGCUUCCACGAUCCAGAAGGCUAAAAAAGACCUAAUCAAGCAGCUUACAAAACCCGUCAAGAUCGAGUUCGGCAUACCGUUCAAGCUUAUAUCAACUGUGAUUGGGUCACAGGGAAGAACUUUGAAGCCAAUCUUGGAAUCGACAGGAGUGAAGAUAGACAUUGCACGAACAGGCAACAACGAGUCGUCAGAUGACGACGACAUCUUUGGAAACUUGAGCACAGUGGUUAUCGAAGGUGACUUGGACAGCUGCAAACAAGCCCAACAAAAGAUCAUGGCCAUAGUCAACGAACAUACCCAAAACCUGACCGUGAAAGUUCCGGUCAGCGAGACUCUGAAACGAUUCGUCAACUUGGAGUUGAAACAACAGCUGCCUUUGGACGUGGAAGUCGAUCUGCCACUCGAAGAUUCCAAGUCAUCUGCAUUGUACUUGUCCGGACCAAGAGAAUCCGUUCUUGAGGCCAAAGAUGCUGCAAACACGAUCAUUAAUUUCCUGGGAACAAGAAUUGUCACUGAGGAACGCACGGUUCCGAAAUCUAUUCACCAGUUCCUGGACAAGGACAAGAUCUUCAGCAACACGGGCGUGUUGGUGGACGUUCCGGCGGAAGACUCUUCGACCACAGUUGUCAAAUUUAUUGGUCUCAAAGAUAACAUUCCAAAGGCCAUCAGCUUCGGUAAGCAGCUUUCUCAAGAUUAUGCUAUCGACUCUCUAGAUUUGGCCAGAUCACAUGGCGGAAACUAUCUGCAUGCCAAAGCAUUGACUGCAUUUUUUAUCUAUACUGGAUUAUUUGACUCUCUGUCCUCUAAAACAGAUGUCAAGAUCAAGGCCCCAACUUAUGCUUCUCUUGCUGAUGAUACUCAGAAGAGCGUCAACCUCGAGUUUGUGUGUCACAAGGAUGCCAAAGACUCUUUGAAGUCUGUCAGAAGAGAGAUUGUCGAGAUGGUGAAUAAAACAACUCCUUCGUUCGUUCGUGUUGUCACCGAUAUCGACUCUUUUGUCUUGGACAGCUUGGAUACCACUGUUGCCGACGAGAAAAACGUCAAGAUUGUUCCACUUGGAAAACUUGCCGGACUUACCAACAAAAUCAUUCUUCUAUACCAACCAAGUGAUGAAGAGUUCUUACCUUCUUUGAAAGAAACUAAUGAAACCUUGGAUGCUGUGGACCACUCUUUAGACAACUUGAGAACUCUCAGUCAGGACCUGUCUCACCAGGUUUUGCCAAUGGCUUCAGCCGACCAAGAGCUUUUGGCAGCAAACAGUUUGAACGUCAUUCUUUCAAAAUAUGGGUCCUCCAUUAAUAUCAAACUUCACCAGAACAGUGAGGAAUCCAGUGCUGAUGAGCUCCUUGUUGUUGGCUACAAGAACGAGAUCUCCAAGGUUGUUGACGAGUUGAAACAAGCAAUUGACGAAAUCAAGAACUACGAGACUGCCUCCAAGUACAACCACACAAUUGAGUUCCCAACCAGCCAACUCUCUAGACUUAUUGGUCAAAAGGGAGGACAUCUUCAAGGCUUGCAAGACCAGUUCAAUAUCAAGAUCGACGUCUUCAAAGGUGAAGAUGCCGCUGUUGGCGAUAAGACUCAAGUCAAGCUGACAGGAUUGAAGAGCAAUGUCGACGAGUGUGAAAAGAAACUGAGCCAGCUUGCAAAGAAAUGGGUGGACGAAAAGACUGUUGUUUUGAAGAUUGAGAAGAAAUACCACCGUAAACUCAUCGGACCUUCUGGAGUUUACGUCCACAGACUCAACAAGAAGUACAACGUCAACAUCAAGUUCCCAUUCGAGAAUGCCACGGGUCACCAGGACGAGGUUGUCAUUACAGGUCCUUCGAAGGGUGUCUCCAAAGCUGAGGAAGAAUUGCGGGAGCUUUGGCAAUACGAAAAGGACAAUGGUUUCCGUGAGACCUUGAAGAUUCCAAACAGUAUUCUGCCACGGUUGAUUGGAAAGUCUGGCGAACAGGUGAAAGACCUGUCUAUCGAGACUGGUGCCGACAUCAAGCGUUUGAGAGAAAAAAGCAACGACGAGACGGCCGAGUUCGAGAUUACUGGUACCAAGGAGUCGAUCAGAGCAGCUGUGAAGAAGAUCAAUUCGAUUGUGGAUCGUAUUCAAAACGAGGUGACAGAGACCAUUGAAGUUGAUACCAAAUGGCACAAGCAUCUUGUUGGUCCUGGUGCCUCGAAGAAGACCGAGAUCAUUUUGAAUGCGUGCGGACCAAACGACGAGGCUGAUUUCAGAAGACUGUUACAAGUUCCUGCUGCUGGAUCGAACUCGACUAAGAUUGUUUGUCAAGGAAACAGGGUUGUUGUUGAGAAGAUAAUACAGCAGGUGAACAAGAUUAUUUUCGAUUUGGAGAACGUGACCAGCGAGACUGUUUCUGUUCCAAAAAAGAAGCAUAGUUUAAUCAUUGGACCUGGAGGUACAGUGAGAAGAGCUUUAGAGUUAGAGCACCAUGUGCGGGUCAACGUUCCGAAAAUCGACCAACAGUCGGACGACGUUGUUGUUCGUGGAUCACCGCAAAAUGUGGAGAAGGCCAAGGCCGCAAUCCAGAAAUUGGUAAGCUAG